AUGCGCUUACACAGCAAUCUAGAAUCAGUUAAUGAACAAGAAACUGCCUCAUUUGCUAAAUGGAUUCAGGACGUUGGAGAUGGAAUUAUAGGUGAUGAAAACGAUGCUUAUGCUACAAUUCAAAUUCCUGCUCAUCUACUCAUUACUGAAUAUGAUGAUCCAAUCAAUGCUAUAGUCAAAUCAACAUUCCCAGACUUAGAUCAGCACCACAAUAAUCCUCAAUUCUUUAAAUCUAAGGCAAUACUAGCUUCAACAAAUGAAACAGUAGAACAGAUCAAUCAUUACGUACUAUCCUUCAUUCCAGGUGACCACAUGGAAUAUCUAAGCUCUGAUUCCGUUGACAAAUCAGAAACCAGUGAAGAUUCGCAUUUCCAAUCAAUUACUACUGAAUUCCUUAAUUCAUUGAACACAUCCGGUUUGCCAACUCAUUCUAUCAAACUUAAAAUUGGAAGUCCUAUAAUGCUCUUAAGGAACCUCGACCAAAAUCAAGGUCUAUGUAAUGGUACUAGAUUAGUAGUAACAAAGAUGGCAAAACAUUGGGCUUCUCUUGAUGACUUGGCCCCUAGCAAGGAUGCUGAUACGGUGAACCCCCUUGGUUGA
Messenger RNA from Glycine soja, 600 nucleotides. RefSeq lists its product as uncharacterized. The transcript has 3 exons. The record is from RefSeq and is a predicted model, not a curated record. Bases 1 to 600 code for a protein of 199 amino acids. NCBI's taxonomy places the organism in Eukaryota, Viridiplantae, Streptophyta, Magnoliopsida, Fabales, Fabaceae.